AUGGCCAGUAUGAGGGCGUCGUAUUCCGCGACCAUUCGAGUGCAUAGCAUCACCCGCGCAGAGGAUUGUUUGUCAGCUGACAACGUCAACAUCCAAACAGCUGUCCGAAACAGGCAGCGUGUUGCUCGACGGCUGGAGCAGCGAACCCUGCCGGUUCUAGAGUACUGUCUGCGCGAUGACCCGUUUGAGGCAAAUGUCAAGACGGAUCUGUUUGCCCUGGGUUGCACGAUUUACUUCAUCAUGACCGGUCAUGCCGUGUUUCCUGAUGUGGUUGACGGGGAGGAGGCUUGGCAUGAGACUAUCGAACGUCGAUUUAGGGACCGGGAGUUCCCGCAGGACCGACAUGUGUGCGAUGUAGUUACUGGCAAGUGCUGGAACAUGGAAUACGAGGCUGCAGAGGAUGUGGUGCCGGAUUUGGAGAGUCUGGAAGGUGUGCAUGUCUCCGAGGAUGGAUCUGAGCUUCGUCUCCCUUGA
Plenodomus lingam JN3 is the source of this 474-nucleotide messenger RNA. Lineage: Eukaryota; Fungi; Ascomycota; Dothideomycetes; Pleosporales; Leptosphaeriaceae. The record is from RefSeq and is a predicted model, not a curated record.